Molecule: messenger RNA, 2580 nt
Organism: Chara braunii
Lineage: Eukaryota; Viridiplantae; Streptophyta; Charophyceae; Charales; Characeae
Source: the annotation of a GenBank genome assembly
GUGCUGGUUGUGGUCGUGCCCGUGUGGAGACUCAAGGGAUUGGCUGGUCGCUUGCAGGAAGCCCAACUUGGAAUUAAUUUUGAGUUUGUGCCUGGAGCACGAGGAACAACAGGGGGAAGAGGGGAGUUUUCUCUUGUGCUCUUGCUUCUCAUUGUGUUGACGUCAUCAUCAUGGAUAAGACCUUUACUGAAUUGCAUAACGUAAAUAUCUUGGGAUCAGGGCAAGAAACGAUUGUUCUGGGCCAUGGAUUUGGAUCAGAUCAAACAUGCUGGAGGCACUUGGUUCCACAUCUCGUCAAACACUAUCGGGUAGUGCUUUUCGAUAUGGUGGGUGCGGGGAAGAGUGACUUUUCCUAUUUCUCCUUCUCUCGCCAUGGAACAUUGCACGGUUUUGCGGACGACCUGUUGAACAUUCUUGAUGAGCUGGAGAUAGAUUCCUGCAUCUACGUUGGACAUUCUGUAUCCGGUAUGGUGGGGAUGCUUGCAUCUAUCGAGCAGCCGCAACUCUUUCAACGUAUUGUUGCCAUGAUGUCGUCUCCAAGGUACCUCGACGAACCAGCAUCAGGAUAUAUUGGAGGGUUCUGUCAAGAUGACCUCAAUCAACUGUUCCAGGCCAUGCAGCAGAACUUCUUUGCCUGGGUGUCUGGCUUUGCACCCUUGGCUAUUGAUGGAGAUGUGGAAUCAGAGGCUGUGCAAGAGUUCAGCCGAACCCUUUUCAGUAUGCGACCAGAUAUUGCCCUUGCCACAGCCAAGGCCAUAUUCCAGUCUGACUGCCGGUCCGUCCUGCCACUUGUCACCUGCCCUGUGCACCUCCUCCACUCAACCAAGGACUAUGCCGUACCAGGUUAUGUAGGACAUUACAUGCAAGCAAAACUAUACAAUUCUGCAUCGCUUCAUAUGGAAUUCAUGCCGACCUAUGGCCACUUACCGCACAUCAAGAUGCCAGGAGUUGUGAAUCCAUACUUGUUGCGGCAUAUCUGGAUGAAGUAUGAUGAAGAAAAGGGCCAGGAAGUGCAGGGACGGGUGCCACAUAGGCAGUUCGGGGCAGAUGAUGUGGCUGCAGAUCACCACUAGGGUGUUCACCCCGGAAAAAAACUAGCAGUACUGCACCGUUGUUGCCAGAUUAGUACUAUUGUCGGGGCAACAAUUUUUUGUCUGCAUGAUGGUGGUAUGUCAUCCAAGGAGUCUUGCUUCUUGGAAGCCAUACUUGUGGUGAAAAUAGUAGUAUAACUCCCGUCCACCCUAUUUCAGCAAUCAAGCCUAUCAAUCAGCCACCCGGCUACCGAUAAGGUGUUUACUACCAGAAAUUACACUGGUUCAGGCGUUGAGCAGUCUGCCACAGGGAUGGUGCUGUGUAUAAGCUGGUGGCCUAUGUGAUACUGGAUCACAAGAUUCACAAGACACAGAUAAGCUGUUGGAAUAACUGGUGACUGAGGUGGUUGUGAGACUCUACGUCAGGCAGUGCUCUGUGUGAUGAGGGCAGUCAUCGGGAUGUCAGAGAAUACUGCAGUUCCCUACGUUCUGGAAGCAGUUUCAGUCUUCUGGGAAUUCAAAAUCAUGAAAUUUUCUCUUAUCGGUUGGGAUUUUAUCUUGCAUAUGUAACAUCAGCAGGUUUGUUGCUGUCUCCGUCUCGCAUGAAACGUUCCAGUCCAUCAGCAGGUUUGUUGCUGUCUUACCCAUGUAUUUAUUCCAACUCUCAAGUCCGAGCGUCAAGGAAGGUUGGCAGAUGGGUUAGAACGUUCCAUGUGACUCCCAACAGACGAAGGACGGUUGUACGUCGCUAUCCGUGGGAUAGUGGAUGUACGUAACGUGGCAGUGUGCAUUCCAUAUUACCUGAGUGGACCUCCAAGGUCUGCAGCCUUUCCUUAUCGGUUGGAGGAACGUGCAGCUCAGCAUCUGCCUAGCUGUUUUAUCCAUAACGAAUUCUGCAUUUUUGAAGUUAUGGUCUGUAGCCUACCACAGAGCUCACCACAAGGGGCUGCAGUGGUGAAAGAAGAGCUGGGUGAGAAGUUUGCUUAGGGGAGGAACUGCGCAGUACGACAAAGGGAGAGCGACAGGACAAAGGGAGUGCGACAGGGCCUGGCUGACGUGGCUAAGAUUUGCAUCACUAUGUCAUGUCGUCGGCAGGCUGAGGAAUACUGCAGUCCGAUCUAUUUAUGGAUGCUGGCUUUCUUCUCAGAUGGAUGGACAUUAUGUUCAAAUAACUGAAAUGGUUUGCACAGGCUACAACACUGAUUGUUGAUGACAGGAGGUUAGUUGUGGCCCUGAUUUUGGGGCGAGACUGGUCUGAUGAUGGCGACAAUGCCGGCGUGUUUGUCUUUUUUGGUUAGCCAUCACGGUCUACAUAGAUGUUUGUGAGGCCAAGUUCGAAAACAAAUCGGGAGAACCAGUUUUGAUGUGGGGCCGAAGCAAAUAAUAUCUAGGAUUGUACAGAAUGCACACUAAAAAAAGGAGGUACAGACAUGCAGUAAAAAGCUGAAAGUCAUCGUCUCAUCUUCUUUUCUUGUCCUCACACCUUGUUGUCCUGUCCUUGUUGUGCUUCUGCCAUUCUCUCCUUGAACAAUCAAGGUACAUUCAAAAC